Agrilus planipennis (emerald ash borer) is the source of this 17385-nucleotide messenger RNA. RefSeq lists its product as uncharacterized. NCBI's taxonomy places the organism in Eukaryota, Metazoa, Arthropoda, Insecta, Coleoptera, Buprestidae. Gene Ontology annotation, molecular function: calcium ion binding. The record is from RefSeq and is a predicted model, not a curated record.
GAGGCGCAAGUGACUUGAUGGUAGCACCUUUUACUUCAGUGUCCGCCAAGACAUGCAGUUAAAAAGUUGCAAGUGACACGGUUUUCAAAUCGCGGCUUAUUUUACGUACAAUAACAGGUACUGUAGAAGUAGUACUCUUAUGUUAACGCGUCUUGUGGUCGCGUUAAAAAAUAUGUAAUUAUUUUUUCAAAAAAAUACUUAAUAAUUGAGUUAGUGUGUGAAAAAAGAAAAAAAGACGUACUUUAAUUGAAGAGAUACGCGAAGUGGAUAGUUAUUAAUUGCUUUCGUAAUGAUAGUGGUGGACAUAGCGUGAAAAAAGGGAUGCUAACUUACAACUACUAAGUUAUUAUUGUAAUAAGUGAUUUCAGUGCUCAAAAGAAAAUGUUACAACCAAGGAGACCGAUUAUGGGGUCGAUUACAAUUCCACUUUUACUACUUUUACACAGUAUUACAGGUUUAGAAAGUAUAGAGUCCACUCCUAGGUUACGAAGAGAAACACCAAACGAUGUCACAACAGUAUUACUGGUGGAUAAUCAAGGACGCAAUUCGUUCGGCCGUUUCCUGAACGUAAAGCCGGACUUAGGCUUAAUAACCGCGACAGCCCGAACCUUUAUCCAGGAGGGCGUGACUACCGAGUACGCCACCCAGGUGCUCGGCACGACCCUUGACAAUGGACGUUUGUACGCACACUUAUUGACGAAAAGCUCCCGAGUUCUGUACGACAGCGAUACACCAACAACUCGUGCUAACUUCAGUCCGUCUAGCAGCAAUAAUGUUAACGCAGAUCCUAAAUCCCCACCCAGCAGUUUAAAUUUCGUUAAAAAUACCGACUACAUACCACCAAACAAAGUUGAACCUUUUGUCGUAUUCCCAACUGUGACCUCAUACAACACGUUUUCUGAUCCUACAAAGCUUGAUGCCCGUUCGAAAGAAUCUGAAAAUGACGAGUCCUUGCAAUUGUUGCCGUCGAAUAAUGCAAGAAUUCCAUUCCCCGAAACUAACAACUGGAACAAUAAAAACGUUAAGGUCUUCCAAAUAACUCCCAAACAUCAAGAUAUGCACCUCCAAAAUGACAAAGAAAUUGCAAAAAGUAAAAUUAAUGAAAUAGACGACGUUGAACCAUCAAAAGUAAGAGCUAGAAAUGAUCUUCCCACGUUUACAGUUCGAAAUGAAUUUUCACCAAGUGGGUUUUCUAUCCUGGGCGACUGGCCUGAUUUCGACACCAACACCGAACGAUCUAAAGCAACAACGGCAACUGAAAGAAAGGCUAAAUUUCUUUUACGUGCCGGUGUACCGCCAAAGAAAGACUUUACUACAGUUACGUACAAGGGUUUCGCAGAUUUCACAACAACUGUCGGAGACACUGUAAUUAUAUUCGCCCCAUUUACUCCAGAAGUCCCUAGAUUCGAUGUAGGAAAAGUAACUUCAAUUUCGGUAGAAGCUACUCUAAGUCCGACAUCAGACUCUACGAAAAUUCGGCCUUCAUUUUCAUUAUCUCCCAGCAAAGGAGAACCUACCAGCAUACCAUCAUUACCGGAAACCAAAAAACUCCGACCAGGAUUAACAAUUUCAUCUAUAACUCGAGACAGUUCUACAAAGAUACGUCCUUCCUUUCCAUCUAAGAAUAGAGAGCAACAACUUCGAACGCUAUUUCCUAAAAUUCCUAGAUUAACCACCAAACAGACAGAGCCAACAACAGAAUCAACAACCGAAAGUACUACAGAAAGCACAAUCGAAGAAAACGAAGAAGAAACUACAACAGAACCAAUGCAAGACAAACCAGAAAGAGACCAAUCUGUGUUUCCUACUAAAGUAAUUGACGCUAAAGACAGACCGCAAGAAAAACAAACAGAAGACCCUCAACAGCAUGAAGAUAUAGAAGCAAAAAUGUCGGUCCUUGCACAUGAACAACAAAACAAUGAAAAUGAUAGUAAAUCUACUUCGCAAAUAGAUUCCUCAUUCCUUACCGAAACUGAUCAAUUUGUCGAAGGUACUCUCUCACCUCAAGCUAUACAACCUUCACAAACCCAAUUUCCCAUGCUUACAACUCCUUCUGAUGAAGACAUCGCUAAAAUUUUAGCUUCUUUGCAAGCCCAGCAAAAUAACAAGCCUACACAACCUCUAUCAUCUCCUGUUCAAAAAACUACAGAUAUUAAGGAGUAUAAGCCAACACCUACGAUUCCGUCAUCUGAUAUAGCUACCUCGUCAAGUACAGCAAAAGUCACUCUAUCUACUCCCUCUCAUGAAGAUAUUGCAAAAAUUUUGGCUUCGCUUCAAGCUCAAGAAAACGAUAAAGCAACUGAGCCAUUACCUAAAGAAACCGAAAAAUUAGUUACAGAUUCUCCGUCAUCUUCUCUUGAUAAAGAAACUAGAAUCCUGGGAGGAGCAACAACUAUAUUUUUCGACAACGAUCCAUUUGCAACAUCUGUUUUUGAACAAACUUCUUCUAUCACAAACUCUGAAUUGCAAGUGGUACAAACUACAACCGAAAAAACAGCAACUACUACUGAAAAGUCUACAGAAAGUAAAAUCACUACAAACGAUGAAGAAAUUGCUACUUCGCCAUUACCUCCAACCACUGAAGCAGAACCAGAAAAAGAAAAUGAAAAUCCAUCUUGCUCCAACGGUCAUACCAUAAUUCCAGCAACAGUUUAUAAUACGUUAACGUACCUUACCACUUUAUUCUUCCCAGAUGAAGAAUCAACUUCAACUUCCAUACAAUCCGAAGAAGUAACUUCAACGCAAGUAAAUUAUCAAACAGUAUGCAUAAACGAGUUGAACAUCUCACCAACCGUUGUUUCAGAAAAUGUGGCAACGACACAAACAAUUCGCUUGCAAAAUUCUUUAUCGCAAGAAACUACACUUUCUACAGAAACACCAGAAGAACAUACUACUGCAGAAAUGAAUUUCGAAACAACUCCCGAAGAAACAACACCUAUAAUAACCACAACUGAAAAUCAAGAUACGACAGAAUCAGAAUCCGAAACUACAGAUUCUGAUGAUAACGAUAAUGAAGAUGAUGACGAUGAAAUCGAAGUAAUCUACAAAACACUUUAUACCACAUACACAUAUUUAACAACGUAUUAUGAUGGGGACGUCUCGUCCAUUGAUAGCAGGAAAGAAGUUAUUACCAACGUAAUAACAUCCACGUUAGAUCCAUCAAAUGAUAUUUCAGAUCCAGCAGUUGCGGGCCUUUUUGAAAGAGAGGAUAGUCUUGUUUCGAGCUAUAAAUCAAGACCUCCAACGUUUGAUGAUAUCUCCAACAUUACACCAACAAGUGUUUUACAGGUUAAACCAACAGAAACUAACAUUAUUACCGAAGAUGAUAAUGAAAAUCGAAUUCCAGAUCAAGAAUAUUCCAAACCAACCCCUACACUUGAUGAUGUCAAAGGGGUGAAAACCUAUUAUACAACAUAUACUUAUUUCACCACCAUUUUCGUAGAUGGAGAAACUGAAAUAUCUAGUCGCACCGAGGUUUAUACAAAUUAUGUUACUCCAAGUUUAGAUCCUCAUGCUGUUAUAAAUGAAAUUGGUAACACUGAAUUACCAACACUGACAACUCCAAAUCCUGAAGAGGAAAACGAAGACAAUAUACACAAACCUGCCAGUUUCAAUGUUACCCCGAGUAACGCAUAUAGCAGUACAAUAGAAAGACGAAAACCGUCUGAAACAGAAACUACUUCUUCAGAAAACCUAAGUACCGCCCUGACGGUUGCAACUCCACAAAUUGAUGACAAUCUACUUGCUAAUCUUAAAGAAUACAGUGCUAUAUCAACAGUUGUUCGUAGCAGCACUUCAACGAGCAAAAAAAGAUUAGCUGAUAAUGUUGAUGCUCGUAACGUACUUGAUGAUCAAAUCGUCGCUGAAUCUAACAACGAAUCAGAAAUAAUGCCUUCGCCAACAUUGUUACUGCAAACAAGUUACACUACCUUCACAUACUUCACAACUAUCUACCAAGGUACCACUGGAAGCAGUAUUAAGAGUCGAUUGGAAACCAUUACGAAUGUAGUAACUGAAACUGUUUCUCCCACGCAAACAAUAGCUGCUGACGAUCCAAAUGAACCAAUAACAUACUUCACAACGUUUACCUAUUGGACAACUUUCUACAAAGAUGGAUCAACUUCAGUAACUACCAGAGAAGAAACAAUAUCAAAUGUUGUAACACCGACUGUUUCUGAUUCAACUGCCACACCAGUAAUAAAUAUUUCCCCUAUAUCGUCUACACCUUCGGUGGAAAUAGUACCUAGCAAAGCUGUUUUGGAACAACCAGUUUCGGAAACAGCAAAUGAAAACUUAACAACUUUCUAUACAACCUAUACUUAUUAUACGACGUCUUUUAUUGGCAAUGAUACAAUUUUAAAUAGUCGUCUUGAAACUAUAACCAAUGUCGUAAAUGGCUCAAAUGAUAAUGAAGAAACAACCAAUUUUACUCCAGCUGAAGAAAAUACUACAACUGAAAAUAACGAAGAAGGCUCUUCACCACUAGUUGGACUAUUAUCAACAAUACAAUCCACUGUAGAUAAUGAAGGUACCAAAACUGUGUUUUCUACGGGGAUAUAUGGUACAUAUAUCGAUGGUCAAUAUGCACAAGUAUUAGAAAGCACUUCAUCCAUAUUGACUGAACCGAUAGUUCCUACACCUGUUCCAGAAAAAUCCCUUAAACCUACAGGAAUUGUGAGUCUAAAUCAGGGAAAAAUUAUAGAUGCGGAUGGUGUAAGCACAUUGUUCUACACUACUCAAGCAAUUGGUACUUAUGUAGAUGAUUCAUAUGCGCAAGUCAUCGAGAGCACAAGUUCUUUAAAAAUUGAUGAAGAUAAGAAAGCUGCUUUGGCAGCUUCCUCAACGCCUAGUGUUCAUCGAACCGGUCUUGUACGCAUAGUAGAGGGAUCUAUUGUACAAAAUGAUACGACCACAAUGUACCAAUCAAAGGUCAUAGGCACUUUAAUCGACGGAAGGUAUGCACAAAUAAUUGAAAGUACAUCCAGUUUCAUUGUCGACAAAACCAAAGCUCCAUCAAUUAAACCAACUAACGUUAACGAAAUUGGUACAUCUGCAACGGAAGCGCCCCAAUUGAGUUCCCCAGGCUUCAUUACACCUUCACCAGUGGCGAUAGAAAGCUCCAUAAGCGAUAACGGUGAAGAAGGUGCAGGUGAAGGCGAGGAAGAUGAAGAAAAUGAUGACGAAGACGAUAAAGACAGUAGAGGUAGGAAAAAGUCCCGUCUAACUUUCCAAACACGUAAAAGAACUUUCACGCCUGCCAUAAGACCCUUCGCAUCAAGAACCCGUUCCACAUUCUCGCUUCGCCGCAAAAAUCUAAGUCAAGCAACUGCAGCAACAAUCACUAGGAGUGACUUUACACCCACAGUUACAGCUGUUCCUGCAGGUAAAACGGGAACUCGUUUCGGUUCUAGAAGAAGUUCAACGAAUGCCGCUGUUCAACCAACAGCCUCUGGAGGACGUCGUUUUGCCCGACCAAAAUCUACAAGUGCAGCAAAUAAUACAAAAGCGAAAUCGUCACAGAAAGUUCAACCAACAGCAGGCCCUCGAAGAGGCGGAUUCAGAAGUUCUGCGGCAAUAAAGCCAUCUUCUUCGUACGCUGGUAACAGCAGGUUUGCGAGAAUUAGACCUACUGCUACUGCUUCUGGCCGUUUAUCUAACACUAGACCAAUAACGUCUCCUUCAAAUGAUAUAAAUGACGAUGAAAAUGACCUGACAACUCAAAUAACUGAAAGUCCUACUGACGCAACUGAUGAAGAAAAUGAAUCAACUUUACCUCUGACUCCUGUAACCGAAUCGUCCAAACGUGCUCAAAACCCGCUACUAAAAUUCCGCAGACCUCCUUUCUCUCGUCCAUCAUCUCUUACAAAAACAGCAACGACUACUAAGCCUGCGACCCGAAAUGCGAAAUCAAGCAAGAAAGCAUCAGCAACAACUACAGCGAAACCUAAGGCAGCUGUGAAUAGGCCUGUCGGAAAUGUGCAAGCGAGGUCUAGACCGGGAAGUAAUCUAUUCCCACGAAGAAAUCUCUUCACGACCACAACAACAACAAACCAGCCAGAACAAGGAGAAGAAGAGGAAGAAGAAGAAUUACAACUAGAAGACGAAGGUCAAGAAGGAGGAGAUGAAGAAGAUACUGACUACGAAAGUAGUAACACGGAAACACGAACAGAAAAUGCUCCAAUUGCAAACAAUUCUCCAUCAUCUAGAAGGGAACGGACUUUCAAUGGCGUUUCUGUAAGACCGUUUAGAUUUAGACAACGUUCAAAACGUGACACCUUUUCACGAUUUCGACGACCCAGGGCAAGACCGACAAAAUCAUCGGAAGUGGUAGACAGCUCCGAAUCAGCUGAAACUACAACAGCUAAACCAACGAAACCCAGUCGUUUUAAAACAAGAUCACGUAGUGGAAACAGGGUUGAUAAGUCUACUACACCUACUCCCAAAAGAAUCACUCCUUCUCGUCCUACACAAAACAGGUCGCAAUUUACUUUACGAAAAGACGAUAAAAAGACAACGUUUAGACGACCUAGUUCACAAUAUUCAUCUACCAGAAGAACUACCACGCCAGCAUCGAGACCUAAACCACCACGGUUGCGGACCAGUCAAACCGAACCGACCACAACAAGAAAAAGAACAAGUGGAACUAAAAGGGGAUCAACAACAACAAGAAACUCCGGUCGAGGAUCCACAAUCCGAUCCAGAUACUCUGGAGAGCAGUUCGAUUCAUAUAAUGGUCGAAAUGAUAACGGCACUAUCACUGUGACGCAUCAGGUGCCGACCGAAGUAACCAUACCUGUUGUUAAUGGAAAAGUGACAGAAUAUAGAAAUAUUAUAACUGCUCAAUUAAGCACGGAAAUUGUACCACCCCAUAAAUAUACUACUGCCUUAAAUUCCCUUGGUAAUAGGAUAACUGUCUUAUUGAGCGAAAAUACAGGUAUUAAUGUCAACGGUGCGACAGCAAUCACAAGAUACAUAUUAAACGAGACUCCAACAAGUUCGAUCACAUUUACACCGACAUUUAUUCGAGGUUACAAAACCUCUUAUUCACACAUAAUUCCUAGCACAGCGUAUGGAGUUGAACAGGUGGUGAGUACCAUACAACCGCAAAUUCCCGCCCAAGCACCACUUGCUAACUUACUGCUUUCGCAACUUCUGCUUGGAAAUGCGGGAUUUCAGCCAAAUCCCCUUUUGGGAUUACAAAAUUCAGCAGUCGCAGCGACUCCAACAACGGAGUAUAAAACUAGAACAACUUCAUACGUAACAACUGUUGUAAAGUCGACAUCCACAGUAUUACCCAUUACGUUUAGAGGAAAAGAAAUAUUGACAACAAUUGUAGAUAGUUCCAGCGAAAUAGUAACAGCCACUGAAUUCUUAACGGACACCAUCGUCAGUACCCCUACUAUGCUCGCAGGGGCCAAUCUGAACAGUCUUCUUUUACCGCUUCUCUUACAGCAACAACAGCAACUACAAACAGCACAACCAUUUAACCCUCUAAAUCAACAACCAGCGGGAAUCUUUGGUCAAAACCAGCCCUCAGGUAUAUUCGGAAUUCAACAGCCUGCUGGAGUGUUCGGAUUAAGCUUUGAUCAAAAUUCACAACAACAAAUUGCUUUUCAAGAUUUAAAAGAUAGCUUUGGUAUAGCUACUAAUGAAUAUGACAGCAAUUCUAAACAACCUGAAGACUUCCAGAAUCUGUCGGAAGAAGAAAUAGCAACGUUAGAAAGUGAGCACACUCAUGUACCGAGUAGAAAACCAACCAAGAAAAAAACAAGAAAGGACAAACAACAAGAAGCCCCUUCACCCGUCACUCCUUCAGAAACAAGUGUGGUUACAUUGUAUGUGUCAGGAAAAACUCCUGACGAAUUCACAACAAUUUUAUCUACCGUGGUUGUUGGUGAAGAAAACAAAAACAAAAGUAAAAGAGAAGUAAGUUAUAUUGAAGUGAAGCCGUCUCAUAUCAGACAUGACUUUCGAACGAACAACAACUUGGAUUUUAUACUAACUCCAGCUAUGACCGAAGAAGUUACGGAAGAAAUAGAAUCUCUAGAAGGAACUGCCAGUUUGGAAAGUGUGGUCGGUGAUGUGGAAAAAUAUAUAACGACCCAUACUCCUGAUCUAUUUGUAAGCAAACCAACAAAAUUAAAAAAAGCUAGUUCAUCAAAAAAUCACAAAUCACAAAAAUCCUCCGGUAAUUUUUUAGUAAUAGACCUUAGUGAGUCCGCCCCACUCACUUUAAAGGUCAAAAAAUCACCAUCCUGGGGCGACUUUAUAAUCACUACGGCAAAAAAUCAUGCCACUAAAACACAUACAAGGAACAAAAGAGACGUAACCGAUAACACUCAUCAACCAAAGAGACGACGCCGAGUAAUAAAAAAACUAAUUAGAAUUAAUAAUCGAACAAUUAAUGAAACAAGCAGGAAAGGAAGACAUUAUCAGUACAAUACAAAUGACUUUGGAGAGGUAAUUGAUGUACAAACAGUAAAUAACGAAAACUAUCCCAAAAGACGACGAGUCGUCGUUACAAAAAGGCGUAGACUCACAACUCCAAAGCCAAUUAAAAGAAUGCGAAAGGUAUUAGUUGCCAAAAGGAAACUGUUGCCUACUAGCAGUACUAGCGACUUAAAAACAAUUACAAAGUCAACUAAUUAUGAAAUGAGCGAAUAUACUGAUAAAACCAGUUCAGAAUCUACCACUUUUCCAACUACCACUAACACAGACGAUUAUACCGAAGAAACCGAAACAGAAGUUGACCAAACGGAAGAAAGCCAAGAAAGUAGUGAUGCGAAAGCAAUAGAUGGUGAUAAGAAAGAUGUUUUAUACGAAGACGAAGAAGAAGAAUAUGUACAAGAAGAAGAAAAUAACCAACAUCAAAUGUUAUAUGCUAACGGUGCAGAUGAAGGCGAACAAAAAGAAAAUAGAGAAAGUCAUGACGUUGACAAUCAAAUGACUGAAGAACAACAAAAUAAUGACGAUUUAGAAAUUAAUAAAAAUAAAGAUGAUCCAACCGAUGAUGACGAUGAAUAUAAUAAUAAUGAUAAUAUAAAUGCCACUCACGCAGAAAUAAACGAAAAAGAGGAAGAGAACGUUGAUACAGAAGAUGAAAAUGAAUACGACGAUAUACAAGAUGUUGAAGACACUGAGAAUGAAAAUGAAUUUAAAAACGAGGAUAAUAUCAGUCAAACCGAUGCAAGUGACGCUUCAAAUAAAAUUAACUCUUUAAGCAACGUCGACACGGAAGAAGACGAAGAAGUAUCUACAAAACCACCGUUCACAGAUGAAGCCGAAGAAGACGAUGGAGAAAAAAGUCAGAUCCUCAACACCCUUCCCGAUUAUGAACCCUUUUUCCCAGAAUUAUCUGAAUCUCUUGACGCUUCCGUUCUUCUAUUGAAAACCACCGUGAUUCCUACGGUAGAUUACGAAACGAAAACUGUCGUACAGAGCAGGUUGCGUACGUACACUUUUAUUGUGACAAGAGUCAACGGUGACGAAAAAAUAACAACAUCAACGACCGAAGUAAAACCGCAAACCAAAACACUUACUGUGACCGAACCUCGAACCAGCUACACGACCCUUACCUUACUAGACUGGGAAGCGACAAACGUUUUACCUUACGUCCCGAUAACUAAAUCCGUGGACACUCCUACACCACCCAAAAAUGCUGGAGAAAACAACCCUACGUUAUUCGAAGAAGCUCGAUACAAUUUGGCAACCAGAGUUAUGUCCAACGGGGUAGAAGUUAUAGUGGCUGGAGAUAAAACCACUUUACCAGGAGAACCAGAUGUGAGAAGAAUUCCGCCAAGUUCCAUCUACAAACCUAUAACGUUGAAACCAAGUACAUUGACUAACCAUAUGUCUCUGUUAGUACCACAAGAUGCCUCGCAGAUUCAAAGCCUGUCAGCUUCACUUCAAUCAAAUCCAUUCGUUACUAAAACUUGCCUCACAACGUUCACAUAUUUGACCACAUACCUCCAAAACGGAAGUACUGCUGUCUCAAGUCACGAACAUAUCGUUUCAAAUAUAGCGACAGAAGAAAAGAAUAGUGCCAAAAUAACUCCCACCGCCAGCACGGGAGUUACGUUAACACAGCAUCCAAAUCUGGCCGUUGGAAUAUUUCAAACUACGUACACAUACUUAAACACGAUUUUGGACGGUGAACAGCCAUUGGUUGUCAGCUCCAAGCACGUAGUUAGUAAUACAGUUACUGCCCCUGACGAUUAUUUGUCCUUGUUGCUGCCGUUAGAAAAAGCAACCCCCGUAAGAGAAACUAAUACGUACUAUAGUACACUUCCUUUACGAAAAACUGUAAAAGAUGGUGCCGACACGAAAAUUGUUAGUACCGAAGAAACCCUCACGCAGGUCAUCAUUACCCAGUCCAUACCCCCAAGAUCAACAUCUGUAAUGACAUCUUAUAUAGCUCUUGACGUUGAUGGUCGACCACCCAACCGUCAUUCCGAUUAUACCACAACAGAUGUCGUAAAGACAUAUUACGUCACAUACACAUAUUAUACCACAGCAACUGAAAACAAUACACCUGUGGUGAAAACCAAUGUUGCCAUAUCAAGCGAUAUCGUUACCGAAAAACUUUACAUUAACCCACAAAAAACAUCUACUACUAAUGCGGUCAAAUCUGGUCAAAGUACUGUUCGCCUAUUAGACGGAGUGGAUAUUGUGGUUACUAAAACCUACGUCACAACGUACACAUACUACACUACACUAUUACAGAAUGAUAAAGCAAAAUCCACUUCUACCAUAAUAAAGUCUCAUACAAAGGAGUUGGAAAACGUAGUGACCGAAACGCUAAAUGCCACCUUAAUUCGACCGGAAAAUUUAGCAUAUAUCAAUCAAGAAAUACAAAAAGGUCAAGAAAGAGUUACCGACACAGCAACGCUUAAUAAUGGACAGAAAGUUGAAAUAACGGCAAUUAACAAGAACAUUAAGCCAACAAGAGUAUUACCUAUAGAAAAAACUCAAAUGCCUUCACCACUCCCUGAAUCUAUACCAACUCUUGAAUCAACUUCUCCAAGUAUUAUUACUGGCUCAACUAUAGUAUUUUUCGAUGAAGAUAAUGAUCCAUUUCAAGCAGUUUCAAAAAAAGCCACUCCAACCUUAAAAACAAAGGUUAAAGCGACAAAAACUGCUAUUAGAAAUGAACUUAAUUCUCUUUUGAGUUCAGAAAUUGUAAAAACUACAAAAAUAUCGACGGUGGUUAAUAAACAAAGCACAAAAAAAACAAAACACGAAAAACGACCAGCCAUAACAGCUACGAAAACCAAAGAUCCUAAUGAAAGCACUACUGGCUUAGAAAGCCUCCCACCUAAAAAGAAAACGGCAGGCAAGGUACCAAAACCAGUCAAUAAUAUACCUGAUUUACUAGGACUUGGAACUAUUAAUGUCGACACACUAAGUGCUCUAACACCUGUUAUCAAUGCAAUGGCUGGAUUGAUUAAAACUAACAUUAAAAAGAAAAACGACUCUACAUCUUCUACUACAACAAAUGGUCCUGCAGCUAUUAAUAUUAAAGAGCGUCACAAAGAGCCUAUCAAGGAAGUCUCUGAGGAAUCUCAAAACAAGCCCAUUUAUAUACCUCUGCAACCGACGGAUGAUGAUACUCUAGAAAUAGCUGAAAGUCAAAAUAUUGCCACAUUUCAUAUUAAACAAUGGGAAAAACUACCAGUGGAACCAAUAAAGAACCAAAAAGAAAGUCCUCUUCUCAAUGGUGGAAUUCCUAUUUCUCCAGGCGAAAUAAUUACCGCUAACUCUGAUGUCAUAGUUGGUAAACCCGGUAGAAUCGGUCCUCGCGUUCCUUCUAUUCCGUUGGAAAAUCCCAUCCGGGAUGAUGUUCCCAUUGGAAUGAGCCCUCCUCCACUUCCGCAUAACGUAUGGUCUAAUCAAAAUACACAACAUCUUAAGGAUCCAUUAUUGAGUGAAUCUUUAAAGAAUGAACGACCGUAUUCUGGAAAAGAAACAUACCAUAGACCUCCUCCUCCUGUAACAAUCCCCCUUCGGCCAUCUGAUAUCUUGAGAGGCGAAUAUCAGAAACGGCCGCCCGUAUCACAGCAUAAAAACCUUCUCUACAAUAUCCCUCCGCCAUAUAUUAACGAGUUACCUCCGCGAUUAAGUCAUGGUGAAAUGUUAAUGCCCCAUCAGAACAACGGAACUAGUAUCAAUGUCCCCAUACAGCCUUCUGCGUUGGACGAACUUAUAGUAUUGCCAGAAAUUAUAGAAAGAUCAAGUGGUCAACCUCUCUUAGUAAAUCUACAACCAUCUCAGGUGGCUUACGUUAAUAUACCUCACAACAGAUCAACAGCUUUAAUUUAUGGAGGAUCUACAGAGCCACAUAUUAAUGGGCAAUAUUUCGAUGAUCCAUCACCGUACACUCAGCUCGACUUUGCUGCACCGUCUGAAAAUUACGAUAUCAACAAUCGCAACAGAGGAAUUCUUAAGGUCGAUUCAGCGCAAGAUAACAUCCAAUCAUCAAACCAGAAGAGGGUGGUUGGGGUAAUUAAAGUUGGUAGCGAUGUUAUAAACGUGAAUCCAACCUCGUCUAUUUCAGUUGGAUCUUCUAAUCUAAUACAGCCUAGCAAGCCACUAAACAACAAAGAUAUAAAUAUCAAUUUGCCUCCUUUAUCAUUUGGAUUGAUUCAUCAAGCUGGUGAGCUCAAUGGACAUGUUAUUAAUCAUCAAGAAUCGAUGACGUUUAAACCCCCUCCAAUGAAUUUCAAUAUUGUACCUGCAAAUGACUUUGCAAUGAAUGAAGUAACAAUAAAACCGAAAAACAAAACUAUUAGUAACAACGUUCCAUUUAAACAAAAUAAUUACAUACCAAAUGUAGGAAACAAAUACAAUAAUAAUCAAUUUGGACAUCCAAUCAGAGGAACGAACAAUAGAUAUACACCGUUCAGGCCAUAUCGAAGACAACCUCCCAAAUCUCGUAUUCACACAAGGCCGCCAUCUAAUCCGUUAGAAUACAUGACCCCUCCGCCUCCAGUAAAUCAAUUUACAACUAUGCAGCUUUCGAAAAUUUCAAAGAAACCUGAGGUUUCUAAUUCAAUUCCUAUUUCCCCUCAUGUUCCUCAAUUCAAUCCUAUAGACGAAGAUGACAAUUAUGACGAACCAGUAGAUUCAUUUAAUGAAGAAGGAGAAUACGUACAAGAAUCGAACAAUAGGCCUCUUUACCCCGAUGAAAUACCUUCCGAGAUUCUAAAAUUAAAUGGCACAAGACACAGACCCCCUGCUAUUGUGCAAUAUCCUUCAUUUCAAACACCCUACAAACCGUUAAAAGAAGAAAAUAAUAGAAACUCAAAUAAAGCUACAAGCAUUCCUUUUGUAAGACCAGAAAAUCAAUUAACUAAUCAAAUUAUAAAACCCGAAGAUUCAUCAAUAUAUCUUUCCAAUCAUGCUAUAGAUGACUCCCAUAAAUAUCCUGCGUACCAACAAAUGCCAGAACAAUCUUCAUUCCUCAGAAGAAAUAAUACGUAUACUACUCUGUAUCUUAACACAGAAGAAAGACUUCCUCAAACAACAGAAGCCACCUUCCAACAUACCUCGUCAAAACUCCUUACCACAGAAUCAUCAUCAGAACAUACAAAAAUAACAACUGAAUCUUCUUACGGAUUGAAACAGCCAGUUACCAAAAAUUCUGCGGUUGAACGGAGUACUUCAAAGAGAUUUGGGACAACGGAAAAUAGACCAAAAAUAACCUCAAUGCCUGUUGACUUUCCACCCUUGCAAAAAGACGAAAUCAAUCGUAAGACUCAUAUAGAUACGCAAACUGAGAAACCAUUCAAUUCAAACUAUUUGAAAAAUGAAGAUAAUACAACAAAUAAUUACAAAGAAAUUUCCACACCUCAAAGCAACAGGGAAGAAGCUAUUUCGUUAUCUUCAAAAUCACCACCAGUGAAAGAUGCGAUAUUACAUUCAAUGGAAAUAAUGAAGCCUCCUCCUCCUUCCCCUUCUGUUCCGUCAACUUCCAAUCUACCGUAUCCUUCUAUGGAUAUAAAACCUCCCAAAAUACCUGAUUACGGACAAAAACCGUAUCCGUUUAAUUUUAUCAUAAAAUCAAGCAGUCCAAGGCCAUUUUCACGUAAUCCAACGGUUGGCGUCAAAUACGCUGCAGAUGAAAUUUUAGGUAUGAAUCCUCCAGCAAUAACCACAUAUAGGCCUAAACUUAAUCUUAAUCGGACGAUUUCCACAUACAAACCAAUAUAUUCCUUACAACUUGAUGCAUCAGACGAUGAGUUUAAUCAAUAUUCCACAACAACACAUCCGACACGCCGCCCUUAUACUAGAAGACCGUAUACUCGAAGAACCACAACUACCAAAGCAAAUGAAAAAUCAGAUUUACAGAAAAGUACAGUUCUUCCUGCAUCUGUUUACCCUGCAAACAUCACUACCCAAACAUCUUACAAAACCACAACAGAAGCAAAUAUUCGCACUGUUCGUCCUGUUUUCAAAAACAAAGCUUCAACUACAACAACUGAAAGAAGUACAGGAUUUUCCAGUAGAACGACAAAUUCUACCUCCACUCCAAAACUAUACUCCACGACGUGGAAAACUACCUCCUCAACCACCUCGGAACCGAAAGUGGAACCAAUUACGGAAAAGACGAAUAUAAGCCAGCCUGUAAAUAAUCAAUUCAAAAUUGUUAAGAUUAACAACCACACAUCGGUCACACCUCUCAUUGAGUCAAGUAAUGAAAUAUUACCUGUACACGAGCAUACACACAUUCACACUUUCACUACAACAACAAUAAGAACAACUGUCAUAAAGACGUUAAAUGGACCAGCAUCUACAUCAACCGUUCUCGUAACAAGAACAGAAAAAUUCACUGUGGUAGAUACAGUAACGGAAAUCCAUACCUUAGUAAAACCAACCAGUAUCUAUGAAACCAUUACGACCACUGUAAGCCCCACAACUACUUUACUCUAUCCUCCUGGGGUGCCAUACGGUAACCAACCAUCUAUUUCACCCACAACCGUAAUGGAUGUUACGAAACCAACGGCAGUCGUUAACGAACACGUGAAUGAUAAUAUGGAGGACUUCAUCAUUCGAGACAACGAUGAAACACAAACCAGCAAUGAAAAUGAUAUCAACGUGGACAGUUCUUCCAAUAACGAUUCGAUUUUCGUUGUUAUGACUGAUAAAAACCAUGGCAGCGUUGUUAAACUAACAGAUACGGAAACACAAAAUAGAGACGAGGCUGUAGUAAGUAGCGAUCCCAACCAUAUUCUUUUGGGUGGCGUUCUGAUCGCACCUCCACCUAAUAUCGAGCAACGUGACACUACUACUACUCAAAGUCUUCAAGAUAAAUGUAUACCAGACUGUCAAGCUUCAAAAAAUGAACUUUGUCAGAGGGUAGAAGGAGUCAUGAGAUGCGUAUGUAGACCAGGUUUUGCCAGGAUGUUCCCUGACAGACCGUGUAAACCAACGUACACAUAUCGUUUGAGAAUUGUCUUAGAAAGACAUGGCAAACAACGUUUAGUAUACCACGAAGUUCUUAAUAAUUCAAAUUCGACAGAGUUCGUAAAGCUAUCUGCCAUCGCUCAAGAUGGUUUAGACAGAAUGGUCAUGCAGUCAGACUUAAGGGACAUAUACCAUGGCAUACAAGUUGAAAAUUAUGAGCCCCUUGAAGAACACGAUGGAAUAGUUACUAAUUUCUAUUUACAGCUCUCUGAAAAUACAAAUGACGAUCGUCUUAAAGAUAUUCUCAAAAAAUACUUGAGAAACAACAACUAUAGCAUUGGGGGAAUGGAACUUUAUGCCGCUAGAGAAGGAGUUCAAAAUUUGGACGCAAAUGACUUUGAUGAAUGUUCCAAUAAAGAUUUUCACGAUUGCUCAGAAAAUGCGCAUUGUUUCAAUUUACCGGGCACUUAUACUUGUAGUUGCAAGGAAGGGUUCGCCGAUCUUUCCGAAAACACCCUUUAUCCCGGUCGUAUUUGUUCGGCCGAGCUUAUAGGAUGCGAGCGAUGCAACUAUCACGGAACGUGUUACUCCAGAGGAGAUGACGAGACACUUUGCGAGUGUUUCCAAUGGUACGCCGGUGAACAUUGCCACAUAAAUUUGAAAGUUCUCCUGAUAGCUUUAAUAACAUUGGGAAGUUUGCUUUUCGUCUUACUCAUAGUCUGUUUGGCGAUGACAUGUUCGAAAGGAAAACGACACCAAAAUGCAUCGUUUGCAACUGGAAUGAGUUUUAUGCCACAACGAGUUGCUAUGCCCGACAACAGAAGAAUAACAUUAGAAAGGAGAGCCAUGAUACAAGACACAAGCUCAGAAAGCGGACAGUCGGACACCCUCCCAUAUGAGGCAAAGAAACCCAGAAAGUUGUCGAAAGGAGCUCUGAAGAAACCACCCCCACCGCCAUCCGACCCGAAUAACAGCGACAGUAAUACCCUUCCUGUGCAGGAUCAAAAAGACAGAUCACUUACAGUUAUGAUUCCAAGAGCCAAGUAUCAUCCAGUACCGCCACAUUCUCCAGUGGUUAAUCCAGAAUCAUGCGAUAACAGAAAGAAUUCAAUUGUUAGCAGCAACGAAGCAAAAUUACUGAGUUACCUAGACGCGGGUCCCAGCCCAAACGCAAAGGCGGAAGUUAAACGAAAAUAUAGCAAUGCGCCAAAUGAGACAUACCUUCCUGAAGCAAUCGUACCUAGAAAGCCAUCGGCUGGUGCUUUAGUAUCAGCUGGUUUUGAAGUGUCCGCUACAGUAAAUAUGAAUACUGUGAAUAAUUUAGGCACUUUGGAUACAACAGGUGGCACCGAGGCUGACCGUAGCGAAAACGCUACUUUAAUUCAGAAAAUUAGCGCUGAUCUGAUCUCUAGCAGUGGCACGAGAUCUCAAUUUAACACCCUAAGAAAUGAUUUCAUUGAUCCUGAUAACGAAGAUUCGCUUACGAACUGGUUGGAAAUUACACCAAAAAUUACAAAAACCGUAUCUGAAGCACGAUCUUGUGAUGAAACAACAAUACAACCACCAACGAAGUCUUUGAGAAAUGGUUAUGAUAACUGCAACGACGAAGCUGAUACCAUGGCAGAAAGGGAUGUUGGUUCAACUUUCUUAUUGCCUCAUACGCACCUAUAUAAACCGGACAGGGGUAGUGACAUAUCAGGAUUCGACUCUCUCUAGUACAUUUAUGAAGACCCGUUAAAUGUUAAAUACAGCUACCACGUGCCGUAAAGUUUCAUGUUGAGUGCCUGUGUUAUAUUAUUGUUCAAAGGACUUAUUUAUUGUUAUUGUAUAUGUGGUUAAUUUUAUUUUUAUUAGAAUUUUACGACAAACUCAUAAUUAUGUAAUAAUGGCCAUAACUAGCAUUGUAUAUAUUUUUUAAAAAACUUAAGUUAAUAGUUAUAAUUAGUAUUAUAUUGUAUAUAAUACACGAUUAACAACAUAAUU